Molecule: messenger RNA, 459 nt
Organism: Trichomonas vaginalis G3
Lineage: Eukaryota; Parabasalia; Trichomonadida; Trichomonadidae
Product: protein of unknown function, DUF4106 family
Exons: 1
Coding region: 1-459 (152 amino acids)
Source: RefSeq, a predicted model, not a curated record
AUGGAAGUCAAUGGUGAACCAGAUAUAGCUGGUAUUUUAAGCGCGGCUUUAAUGCCAUUGAAAGAUAUGAAACAUGCAGAUAUUUUGGACCAGUAUGAAAUGAACAUGGCUGAUGGAAAUAUAACACCUGACGUUCUAGAACAUUUAUCUCAAAGAACUACACAGAACCAUAAAGAUGGUAUAUUUGGUGAAGAGUUUAGAAAGAAAGUUAGGGAGAGAGAAGGAAGAGAACCUAUUGUACAUGACCUUGCAAACGAAAGUUUACAAAAUGUCAUAAAAACUUACUUUGCAGACAAUGAAUCGAGAAGGGAUGAAUAUUUAAGAAAACUCAAAUGGACAGUACCAAAUGAAAUGUUAGUAUUGAAAAACAUGUUCCUUGACAAAAUAAAACCAACUACAGAAAUAAAUGACGCAAGACUGAAAGAUUGGGUAAAAGCUUUCCCAUUCACAAAGAUAUAG